CUGCUGCUUUAAUCCUCUCUCCUCUGAACAGGAGGACACAAAAAAAGGCUUGCAUUAUAAAAAGUUGCCAUAGAUUAUUUAAAAACAUAUAUGAUUAUUGAAAGGUCUCUUUCUAUCUCCAUGGAAACGAUUUCCCCUCCAGAAGCUGGGCGGCGCUGUGCAAACGACACUUCCUGGCGGCGACGCGGCUUCAGGCCCCCGGAUGGCGGAGCAGGGCUCCUGUCGGCGAGAGGGAAGGCCCCCGUCCGCUUUUCCUCCUCCCGGAAGCGCCUGCGAGAAGGUGCCGGUGAUUACCAGGCCGCGGUGACCAGGCCUCAGAUUCGGGCAGGCGCCGCUUUGCUCCCGCUCCCUCUUCGCGUCAUGGCGGAGCGCGGCGCCGGCUCUUCGGAGCACUUGGAGCGGCUGCACGAGAUCUUCCGCGGCUUGCACGGGGAGCUGCGAGGAGCCCCCGAGAGGCUGCGCGGGAGCUCGGCCGUUGGUACGUAGCAGCGGGGCCCGAGCGAGCCGGGGGGGGGGGGACGGGACAAGCCGUGCGCGGACCCUUCCGCCACCGCCGCCACCCCGUCCCGCUCCCGACAAGCCCGGGUCCUGCAGCGCUGCCGUCCGGCUAGGCGUCGGUUGCUGCAAGAGGGGAUGCCGUGGAGUUUACUUUUGCUGAACCCGCCUCUGAGCAGCAUCCUGACCGAGACGCAGAAACGCGGCCGCUUCUCUUCGCAAGGAGCCCGAAGUGACCCGGGAGAAACUUCCUCGCUGAUUUCUGCGUGUCAGGCGGCUGUCAAAGGAGGAGGACCCGUAAUAAUCAGAAUCAUAAUAGGUGACCCCGCCCUCGCUUCUAAGCGUGGUUGGAAUGCGGAAGGAAGGCGAAGUUGAGCGUGGAAUUUAAUGCAGUUAAAAAAAGAAACCUGGUGCUCAGAAAAGAACCAGAGAGAUCACAACCCCAGAAGGUUGCCUCCUACCGGCCCGAUCCUAGAUAUUUCACAGUGGAGUUCAAAUGGCUAUUUUAAACAGGAUUCUUAUAAACGUCACAUUUUGCUCUAGCAUAAUAAUAAUAAUAAUAAUAAUUUUAAAAUUAUUUAUACCCCGCCCAUCUGGCUGGGUUUCCCCAGACACUCUGGGCGGCUCCCAACAGAACACUAAAAACAGAAUAAAACUUUGAACGUUAAAAAUUUCCCUAAACAAGGCUGCCUUCAGAUGUCUUCUAAAAGUCAGGUAGCUGUUUAUUUCCAGUGAUCUGAUGUUUGACAGUAGUUUUAUACAGGGUUUUGGAGUGUCUAACUAUAUGCAUUUUAUUCCCGUAAUGAAAUCCAAUAUAGUUAAUAUAAGAUAUUCUGGAAACAUUCAUGAGUAACAGCAGACAUGUCUCUUUGUUGUUUGCAGAUCUGGAUGUGUAAUCCGUGCCCUUUUUAAAAGGAGACAGAAAUAUUGUGUGGACGAGGCCUACGCAUUACAAAUGUGCCCUCUAUAUCCUGUUGUAUUACAGCUCUCACCAGCUUCAGCCAGCAUUGCCAGCUCUUGGGGAUGUUGGUGGUUGUAAUCCAUCAUCUGGCGGACACCUUGUUGGCUGCCCCUGAAUCUCCCAUGUUACCUUGUUUGAAAGAGUGAGAUCUAGUCACCAACCAAACUAAUAGGCUCCCUGGCUUGGUUGAGGACUAGGAGGAUAACAUAUCUUUUGAUAGUUAUUUCUAAAGUGAUUUUACAUGAUCAGUUAAUACAGUUUGACCAUGAAAAUAAUUUUCACUGAAACAAUAAGAUAGUCAAAGGCUGUCACAAAAAAAUGUAUACACUCUUAUGUUUAUUUGCACUGAGAAUUCCUUUUGGCAUUGCUGAUUGUUGUGCUAAUCCCCCCCCCCCAUCUUUUCUGUUAUGUCUUCUAGAAGAGAAGAAGAAGUUGAUUCGAGAAUUUGAUGAAAAACAAAAAGAAGCAAAUGAAACGGUAAGGAUAUGAAUUGUAAUUGGAGGGAGAGGGCUUUUAGAACAGCUAUGGCCAUUCCUGGACUGGGAAGGCCUUGUCACAGUAGUUAGAGCAGAAUGCUGCAGCGUGAUUGCUGACAGGAGUGAGGCCUUGCCAGCAUAUAACACCUGUGCUCAGAGAUCUACACUGGUUCCCAGUUUGCUACUGGGCCAAGUUCAAGGUGUUACUAUUGGUAUAUAAAGCCCUUAACAACUUGGGACCAAUUUACCUACAAGAUCUCCUUACCCACCUAUGCCCACUCAAUCACCUCUUCAAUCUGUAGAACUGGCACUACUACAGGUGCCACAUAAUACUUAUUCUGCGUUUGUAAGAACCCUCUUGUUUAGUGUGGCAGCGCCUACAAUUGGAACACCCUGCCUGUUGAGAUCAAGCAGGUGCAUUCACUGCUGAAAAUAUUCUUGUUUAGACAAGCCUACCCAGAUGCUCAAAAAGUUGAGGUAAUUUUAAUGUUUUAGUAUUUUAACUUUUGUAUGUUUUAAUAUAGGGUUGUACAUUUUACUGUUUUAUCUUUUGUAAUCAGCUUUGAGAUUUUUUACAAUCAAGUGCUAUAUAAAUGUUAUGAAAUUAAUAAAAAAUAUAGAGGUACGGUUGCAUGCUUAAAAAUCGUUGACUGACUCAUCUAAGCAUAAUAGUGAGUGCUGUAACAAAGAACUAUUUGAUAAUACUUUUAAAAUUGUACCAAACAAAAAAUUUCAGUAUCUUUUCAGAUUCUGCUAUAUUUUUAGAACUUUCUGUGUGCCGUCCAUUUUCUGAUUAUUGCUUUUAUGUUUUUUCAAUAAUAUUUUUCAAUUGAUAAGAGAAACUUUUCUUCUAUUUACUUUUAGUUCUGUUUUUGUCUUUGGAGUUUUCAUAUUAUUAGGAGGGCAAAAAUAAAGAAGCUUGCUGAAUAUUCGGUACACCAUGAUUUAAACGCAGGGAAUUAUAUAUCCUAUUAAGAAAUUUGGGUGGGGGUAAUGUUUUUACAAAAUAUAACACAGAGUCCUGGCUUAUUAGCUAUCCUCAGACUUUGCUGAUUUACUUCAAGGACAUUUUUAACAAAGAUUUUGGUAUCUGCUUUUUAAAACUUGCUAAAGCUACGGGAAAUGGAAGAAGAACUGAAAUAUGCUCCAAUGUCCUUCCACAAUCAAAUGAUGGCCAAAAUUCGGACUUACAGAAGAGAACUUGCCAUGUUUCAGAGGAAGAUGAAAAGUACAGAUUUGGGAGUGGUUCCAGGAGGACAUGGAGACCCAAAAUUUGGGAUCUACGCCACAGAAAAUGAGCAGAGUGUGAGUACUAGGUAUAAAUUAACUAUAUUGAUUUUGUUUAUUUGUAUUGGUGACAAAGCUCUUAUGGUUCUUGCUAAGUUUAAUUCUUUCCAAUAUGUACAGAGGAGUUGUGAUUGUAUUUAUUGCAACAAUGCAAGUAUAUGGAAAAAUACAUAAGUUCUUCAGAAAGCGUAAUUUCAGUAGUGCAAAAUUAGUAGGGCUGACAAUUUAUUUUCUUCUUUUGAUUUAAAUGCAUUUUUUAUAUUGACAAACAUCAAUAAGUUUUUUAAGAGCGCUGAUAGGAAGGCACAGUUUUUCUUAAGUGGAAGAAAAUAAACCACCGCUUCUUGUUAGAAGGAAAUUGUAUAUUUAAAAUGUUCUUUUUCUUUCUCAACAAAUUCUGGAUUAGAGAGAAUAUAGAAUAUUCUAUAUUCCAAAAGCAUCUCUGAACUAUGGCUUCCAAAAUCUCUGUAUGCAUAUCAGUAUUGUGGAAGGCGCAUAUUUGAGGCAUAUUGAUUUCACUCAAGUACAGUCAAUAAGUUUUCUGUGGUUAUUAUUGUAAAGAAAAAGCAUUAAGCUGUUAAGACCAAACAGUCUGGUUGUUUUCAGCUGCACUGAUUUGAUAGAGUUACAGUUUUGACCUCUUAGGUGUUGUUGUUUUUUUUGCACAUAAAUAUGGGACAGACCACAAAUACUAUUGAAAACAUUUGCAGCUUACUCAUCAAUAUUGUUACCACAACUGGAUGCAACAUGAAAGAAUAUUCAAUUAAUGCAUAAACAACAAUUAAAUACUAAAUUAAAUUCAGCAAAGUAAGUACAAUUAAUCACAGAAAGAGGCAGCUAAAAAGAGCAAGGCAGGUUUCCACAAGCACCCACUUAAAGACACUUUAAAAAUGCAUAAGCAAACAAAUAAAUUCAGCACUUAGCAUAUUUGUAAGGAAGGGGAUACUUAAAAUGGUGCAUGUGUGGUUUAUACUUAUACAUAUGGCUCCUGAUCUAACACAUGGAUUUAAUUUCAGUUUUAAAAAAAGAUAAGAUUUGCCAUAUUGCAUGCGCCUCUGGUAUAGCAAAGAAUGCAAUUUGUGUUAUGCUUCAUUGUUCAAUUCUAGUGGAGCACAUCCAUCUUUGGUAUCUGCAAUAAAACAUUCACAGAUUAAAUAAAAAAGGGGUAUGCGGAUUAAAUAUAUUUAAGAUAUCACAUAUCAACUUGGCCAUAAAUACCCCUUGCUUAUGUAGGAGGCUUGCGAUUGUGUCCUGAUUGGAGUUAUGCCAUAUGUUAUUUUAGACUUCCGUGUUGCCCAGGUCAGAUUUAGCAGUUAAAGCUGAAAGAGGAUUGAUUCUCUUUCUUUAAUGUCUGUCAGGAAAGGAGCAAACUUCAUUUGACAACCUCUUUUGCAAUGCCAGAGGCAACACUGAGGAUCUGGGGUUCUUAAAGCUUACCUGGGGGAAAGUUCUCAAAGAUCUCUGUUCUCCAUAUUGUUAUGGUAUAUCUUUUAUUGGUUAGGACUUGUUUAUGUGUGUAUGGUUCAUCCCAUCUGCUGCUUCUUUAAUGGUAUUCUUGAAUAAUAUUACAUGUUGACCAUUGAGAGAGCUGGAAGGAAGGAACAGAGACAGGAAUUCCUUUGCUCUCAUUUCUCUUUCUUAAAGAGCCCCCCACAGUGCCCACACCCCUUCCACUAACAGCUCUCCCUUCACUCCCACAGCUCCUGGUUGAAUCCUGUCUCUCAGCAAUUGUCUGCUCAGGGCAGAUUACAGCUAUAUAAAAUGCACUAUUAAAAUCAGUUAAAACAAUUCAUUUUUUGAUAGCAGAGAGCAGUGUGAAUACACCACUGCAAAUGAGAGGUGGUUUGCCAAGAGAUCAUACGGUUAUCUCCUCUGCUCCCCAUAUUUUCCUGCAGGAGUAGGGAGUUUCUCCAUGGCAGAGGUCUCCUCUUACAUGUUCCAAUCCAUGCCUCCUGCCAACUUGGGGAGGGGGGGGGCUGCUUUUACUGUUAUGUAUAUAGAUUUCCACAGUCACUCUUGGUUGUUAAAUGCACGAUUAUAAAGCAUGAAGGGUAGAUUAUUGUAUUUAUUUACUAUAUUAUAUCCCAUUUCCCCCACCCCAAGAAGUUCAAAGUAGCACACAUGGCUCUUUGCCCCUGUAUUUUAUCCUCACAACAAUCCUGUGAGGUAGUUCAGGCUGAGAGACAGUGAUUGGCCCAAGAUUAUCCAGUGUGUUUCAUGGCCAAGUGAGUAUUUGAACCCUGGUCUUCCAGCUCUCUAACCAGGGCCUGAGUUGUUUAGGUGAAGGGACAGGGAGAGACGCUCAGGUAUGGAAGGAAUAUGUUCUCCUUACUUCUACAUUAGGUGAUGAAACUGCCACAAUAGUAGGGCUUGGUUUGGUAUAAUUGUGAUAAAAGUAACAAUAUAUAUUAAUUAUUUGUUCAUAAGUUGUCUGCAUUUUCAUCAAAGAAAAAUGAUCAAGACAGGAAAUACUUUUUUCUGCAUGAGCCACUGUUUUUUUAUCUGGGAAAUAUGUCUCUGUCCAUUUAUUUACCGUAUUUCCCCCUCAGGCAUAAUGCACACGUCUUUGACAAUGGUAAAAGCUUAUACAAGCAUGGAAAUGGUCAAAUGUUCUUAUAAAGCAGAGAUUUCCAGUCACCCAUUUAGGCUGUGUCGUCUCACACAGACCUUAUCAGAAGGUAAAAUAUCUUCUCUGCCUUUUAAAAAUGUGUCUGAAUUGUCUCUUUUAAGACCCAGCUCCAGUCUCAGAGGGUGCUGCUGCUUCAAGGAACAGAAAGCUUGAACCGAGCCACUCAGAGCAUAGAGCGUUCACACCAGAUUGCUGCAGAGACCGAUCAAGUUGGUACAGAGAUCAUUGAAGUACUUGGGGAGCAGCGGGAGCAGUUGGACCGCACCAAAGGCAGAGUGAGUGGAGAGCUUUUUUUGUUGUUUCACAUGUUCAGAAUAAACACAUGCCAAUUCAAAAGCAAGAAGCUAGGGAAUUCUUUUUUAAAACACAUACAGUCAUACCUUGGUUCUCGAACAGAAUGCGUUCCAGGAGUCCAUUCGACUCCCAAAACUGUUCAAAAACCAAGGCACGGCUUCUUAUUGGCUGCAGGAGCGUCCUGCAGCCAAUCGGAAGCCACGCAGGACAUUCAGCUUCCGAAAAUCGUUUGAAAACCGGAACACUUACUUCCGGGUUUCAAUCAUUCAGGAACCGAUUUGUUUGGGAGCCAAGGUGUUUGAGAUCCAAGGUAUGGCUGUAUUGGUAAAAACUCUGUAAUGAGCACAUAAUUUCACAUCCAUCCCAAAAUAAGAUAAACUUCAGGGUUCCUUUUUAGAUCUGCACUUUUACAAGUCUGCCCAUGCAUCUGAUUUCCCUCAAGCCUCCUUGCUCCCCUCAUGCAAGGUUUCUCUUCCCUAUUUUGGGUGAUUUCCCAGCUCAGCAGUCCACUUUCAGCAGCACAACUCCCAUGUUUCAGGAUAGCCUCUGAUCCUUCAGAGAGACUUUGCAGGAGAUGUGGGCUGGGAGGGAGAGAGAUUGGUUCUGCAAACAACCUUCUGUUGUAUCAGAUGUAGGCCAGAUGCAGGAAUGUAUCUAAAACAAGUACAAACUCCAUAAUUUUGUUUCUGUGCUGGCUGAAUAACAGAGCUGCAUGUACAUACUGAAAUUCUGCAGGAACCCAAGAAAUGCACAAAAUAUUUGUUGCACUGAAUCUCUGCUUACAUUUUUCUAAAAGCAAGUUUUAGCCCUUAUGGUUGUGAAUAAAUGCUUGAAAUUGCGCGGCUGAGGCCUGCUGAAAUCUGAGAAGCCUGCAGAUUUGCUGAAUAAGUUCAAGUGGCUGCUGGUGGGGCUUUGGUGUCUUCAGAGCUCAUUGGCCCUCCUCGUGAGAGGAAAACCAUGGCAAAUUAUACAAAAUAAGAAUUACACAAAUUUGCCCAGUUAACAUAACUGUUAUGGGUUGAAGAACUCACAGUAUGUAAGAUGUCUUUUGCAUUAUACCUAUUUGCAUGUGCUUAAGCCCCAUUGGGGAUGUUCCAUUUGAAUUGCUUGGGCACAGAAUCUCACCAUUCUUAGUACAGAGUACACAUAGCCAUGGUUAAAAAUGACUACUUGAGACAUACUAGCCUGUGUGAACAUGGUAGCAGUACAGAUAUUUAAAACAAGAGUUAAAUCAUGCCCUUGCAUCGUAAGUCUAUUCUUAUGAUGCCACACUUAUUGACUGCACCUUAAGAAUAAGCAUUUAAGCAAAUGUGCUCAAUUUGCAUGUGCUUGAGCCUCAUUCUGUGUACUUAAUUUGUGAUGCUGACCUUCAGGUGCAGGUAUUCGUGAGCACAAACUCAAGUUGCAACUUAAUAGUAAUAAAUGUUGUUGUUUUUUCCUUUUUAGCUGGUGAACACGAGUGAAAAUUUAAGCAAAAGUCGAAAGAUAUUGCGCGCUAUGUCAAGAAAGUAAGAUGCCACUUAAAUAAUCAGUUAUUUUCAGACUUGAGAUUGAUUUUUUUUUUUUAAUGUACUAAGUGCCAGCAGUCUAGUUCCAGUGUGGUUCAAAUGCAGCCCAUCACGUUUAUACAGAUUUGGCCAGUCCCAAAAUGUUCCCUGGUGCCCAAACACUGCCUUCUCAUCCUUGCAUGGAUCCUGAGUGUUGAUGAAAUAGCAUUUUCUAAAAACUGUGUGGAGCAGGCACCAUUUCCCCAAAAAGAAUGCUGCCUUGAAGUGAAAACAAGCAAUUACCUGCUUUGCCAGGGUGUUCCCUGUAGGAAACAUGCUUGCGAAGCAGACGCUUGCAGCCAUCUAAUCUAAACACCCACUCAUCAGCUGGUGAGUAGAGUCUAGUCCUUCUGGAUGCUGCCUUGCCCACUCUUGACAGGUCAACUUUGACAGGUGGGCAGGAUCAGUCACCUGAAGUCAUCAUGUCAUAUGAUUGACAGGUGGACAGGGGCACCAACCUAUCAAAAGUGGUCUGUUGGGGGUGGAGGAAAGUAAAGAUCUCGUCCACUGAACCCAAAAAGAUUCCUCCAUCUCUGCGCUAGAGAGAGAUUUCUGAGCAGUCAAAAAUGAAAGCACUCAGGCAGCUCUUACUGUGGUUCCUUUAAAUGUGCUUUUCUCUAGACUUCUUCAGUUUACAGCCUUAAUCUCCCCAACCACCCAGUACAUCCUAGCCCUUAUAUAUCCCAGUUGCUAAAUUGAGUCUCAAUGUGAAUGCAAAAGAAAGCAAGGGAAUGAAUGCACUCAGAAAACAUUUUUUUAUUAUUAUUGAGCUAACUGUACAAAGGGAAACAUAUCCAAGACAGUAUUCCAGAAGAUAGUGACUCUCAGUUGUGUUCUCUUGCUGAACUACAAGAUACAUCUAUUUACAGCCACAAUUAGGUGUGAAGCAUGCCUAUUCCUCUCUAUGGUGCAUAUUCCAGAUAUUUUCAGAAGUUUCUGGCCCAUUAUUUGGCUAACUACAUAACUGCAUAUAAGUACUUCAUGCUUAUAGGAAAGGGAGAGGGGUUAUGGGAAAAUGCUCCUGAAAAUCAAAGGAUGUUUUAUGCUCAUUUCAGGACAAACUUUUUUGGCAGAAUGCUGAAUGAGGAGAGAACAUAUUGCACAAUUGCACAGAAGCAACCUGAAAGUUUCUGAGUGGGCACUGGAUAGACUGCUGCCUUGGGGUUGCCAUCAGGUGAUAACAAAGCAGCAUGUGGUGCUACUUUCCCAGCAGUACAGCAGGGAAGAGCUGUUUGGGGUAGUAUCUCACAACUUUCAGAUGAUGCAAGCAAGCAAAAAUGCAGUAUAGACUCAACUACAGUUGCAGUGAAUCAUGGUUUGCUGUGAUAUCUGAAUUGAGCUUUUAUCGUGCUACAAAUUUGUUUCUGUAUCUUUUUUUGUGACAAUCAAUAUUUUCUUGAAAUUGUCACCUAGCUGGUUUGUCACCAGCUUUUCAAGGUGUUAACUUAUUUUAAUUGCUGCUUUCCUGAAUGUUUACGUAUUAAGUCAGAUACUAAUACAUUUAUGUGAUUUUAAGUUAGCUUUUUAUAAGGAAUCCCAGGAACAAUGCUGGUUUUGGUGAACUCAAAUAUAAGUUCUUGCUACUCUUCCCUUUUAUUAUUUCCUCAACAUGGGAUACAAUCCUAUAUGCACUCACCUGGGACGAAGUCCCAGACUUUCUUAUGCGUAAAUACACAAUAGCUUUCACUGUCUAAAUAUGAAACGAUGCUUCUGUCUCAUCUAAGUGAGAAUGAUUUCCAUGGGCAACAUUAAAUGCAAAUAAGAUUUUUUGUAAACCCAAAUAAAUCUCAUGUCUUAUCUUUCCUUCUAGGGUUAUGACAAACAAACUGUUGCUCUCCUUUAUCAUCAUUUUGGAGUUAGUCAUUCUGGGAGGUGUUGUAUACUACAAAUUCUUCAGCUGAAUCUUCUUGACGCACACACAGCUGUUUUCAGGCCUUCCAUCUAUCUUAAGGACUGUAUUACAAUCAUUGCCAAGGAACAGCUCUUCAGCAAUGAAAGGAGUGGAUUAUAUUUACUACAGUUGAAGGACAAUACUGGUGUGUUGUCAAGUCUUAACAGCAUGUUCGUUUGAGAAUGCUGCAGGGCUACUGAGAGGAAAUGUAUCUGUAAAGAAAGACAGGGCAGUGAAGGGAUGGUAAGUUUUUGUAUAAUUGCAAAGUAAUAAACAUUCACCUAAGCCGAUGUGUUGUCUAGCUUGUAAUACAGCGGUUUGGUCACGCAGUGGGAAAAGUAACUAGUCUCUCCAAAACUGGUGAACACUUCAGAAUGUGGUAUAGUUGGGUUUUAGCCAGUCCAUUUGAGUAGAUCAGCAGAUCUGUACAUAAUGCCCCUUUGAAGCAUCUGUUGAUCCUUGAGGGUCCUACAUCCGUACUUGCUCUUCACUGUCAGAUUCAUCUGGUGAACUGGGUGUUGGGAGAUCAUCAAACAUGAUGUGCGCUCCUUCUCUUGUCUGCCCAAAGCAUGUAGCAAUCACAUCUACUGCAAGGUUAACUGUUGCAUUCACUUCCUCCUGUGAAUCUCCAAGCAGUGGAUUUACUUCUACAAGGUCCAUGGCUGAAAGCAGGCCUGGGAAAUUAAAGACACUGAGUUACAUGGAAGACACAGAACUUAAAGCAUCACUUCAGCCAAAAGGCAGGUGUGGUCUGCGCUAUAUGCAACGGCAUAUGGGUUUUGUAUGAAUGAAUCCAAGUUUCCGGCCAUGCAUUGACUGAAAUAAAUUAUUGCCGUUUAAAAGUACUGCAGUAUUUAGCAUAAUCUUGAAUUUCCUUUUCAAACUGCAGCCCCAAAGCAAUGAUAACUGCUAGCCAGUUUGGCCCUGUUUCUAGGUUAUGUUCUUGCCAGUAGCAUGCAACAUUGUUAUAGAGAUACUGCAAAUAAGUAGUUAAAUGUUUUAAAUGAUGCUGCUACAUGGAUCCUUAGUGUUUUAAGAGUGCCUAACAGCUAUAAUUAAACUGGAUGAGUCAAGUGAGAGAUAUUAGGUUCCCACCUCCCCUUGCUAUGGAAGCUGCCAAGGUCCUGAUAAUGGAAGGCUGCAAGGGAGCCUCAAUGAAGGCAACUUGAUGAUAGAGCAGCUAAAACUAUUGUUCCUGUAAGCAAGCCUCGUUUCAUAUGGGGAGUUUGUUAGGCGUAGCUUUUAGCUGUAAUAAUUUUAACAUUUGAGUAAAGUUGGUUUUUGUCUUGUACUAACAAGGAAGUGCAAUUUUGAUGUCUGAAAGCGCCUGAGAACUCUCUUUAUCCUUACUACUGUCCAUUCCAAUUUAUCCUUGUUAAUUUCCUUAGCAUGGGGUGAAUUAAGGAAGAGAACCAGAGCUUCUUUCUCAUUUACACUCCAACAUUUUAAAUAAACACUGAAUACUUCUGUAACACAGCUGCCAUGCAAGUGCUUACUUGUAUCAUGUUAUCCAAAGCUGAAAGUAAAAUGUGCUUGUCUGGUUCUUACCUGUGUUAUGUAUUUCCUCUGAAAUGUACAUGCCUUCACGAUAUGUUAAUCCACCCAAGACAGGAGUCCCUGUUGCUGGAGCCAGAGUUGGGUCAAAGGCAUCAAUGUCAAAGCUCAGGUGGAUUGGUCUUUGUCCUCUGUGAAGGAGAAUCACUUUAUAAUACAAGGUAUAACCCAUGUGAAAUAAAUCACAUCAUGGUAACUGGGGACUGAUCAGUAGGAUAUGACAAGCUGAUCGUUUGCUGACAUGUGAAUAGGUUAAGUAUUUUUUGCCUAACGCCACUUCCCAAAAUGUCCAUCCUCAAAGAAGUUUUACCUGCCCAGAAGGUGGUCAAAUGUUCUUUCCAUCACUUUGUGGAUUCCCAAACGAUCAAUAUCUCUCGUUGAAAAAUACUGGAUGCCAUAGUUCUUCAAAAUAUAGCUGUUUAAAAAGAAAAAAAUAUAUAAAUGUUUAAAGCUAUAAUGUUCUGCAACAUACCUCUUGCUGAUGGCAGUAGGCCGAGUACGUAUUUUUUAAAAAAAAUAAGAAAGAUAUCUCCCAGUUCAGAUAUCCUGUACUUACUGUUCAGCAGGGUCAACAUCUCUGAGGCCAAUAUAUACAAUAUCUGAUCGUGAAAGGCAGGGCUUUAGCCAGGAAAAUCCAGGAAGGAGCGGCACCUAUAGAGGAAUAGAAGAAUUACCAUAGUCCUGGAUAUUUAACACUAGGCUUGUUUACAUGAUGGUGUAGUGGUGAUGUAUAAUGAACACCAUACUCAACUGUGUCAAUACAUACACAUUUGGACCUUGAAGCUGUUUUGGCCAAUACGGGCCCAGCUGUCCUACACCUGACCUCAUAGCACAGUGCUUUGCUUGCACAAUUCAAUUUCAAACAGCACAGGCAAAAACGGGUCACCUGACUGUGAUUGUGGCACUUUGUGUUUGAUAAGUGGGUGGCAUUAACCACCUGUUUUUAGCCACAAGUUGGCAUACAUGGUUCUCUCUUCAUUCUGAUCUCACAACUCCAUGAGUUGGGCAAGUCACCUUCUCUCCUUCUAACCUAAGGUCACCCAGUGAGUUUCAUGGCUGAGCUGAGCAUUGAACCCUGACUGCCUGUAUCUUAGUCCAGAAGAACAAAAAGUAUCUAGCAGUUGAAAGGGAGUUAUUGCGACUGCAAUAUGCUGUUUUCUAAACGGGGGCUGCAAGUGAGGAAAUAGUAGCACAUCUUUCAUGCUAAAAUCAUGUCCAGCAUAGGGCAGGUUCUGGUGUUCCCAGCUACGUUCUAUGCAGACAUCAAUAAUAAUUGAACUACCUGUCUCCUUCUGGGGCUUAUUUCUAUAAUGUUCUGGAUUUAAAAUUAAAUUGCUCAAGAUUGUAGGGUAAGUUAAAAUUGGACUUUAAUGCCUGCCUUACAAACAUGGUACAAAACAGAUUGCAUAAAAUCUAUUUUAUAGCUGUCCAGCAUAAUCCCCACUUACUUUAUCUUGAAGUUCUCUUAAAAGGAAUGAGACUGGCUGUCCAUGGAGAUUUCCUGAUGGGGUUGUGAGUGGAGUGUUAAUGUCAGCAUGUGCAUCAACCCAGAUCACACAUAGGUGUGGGUACUGCCUUGAGUGACCACUGAUUGACCCAAGCGCUAAACUGCAAAAAUAAAAAUAAAAAAUCAGAUUCAGAUUUUUAUCAGUCCAGUUUACUUCAAAAGUUUCUUGUAUUAAUUUAAGUUUGGGUUAAUACACUGAGAAAAUUGUGAGUUUUACAAAGGAAUUUGACAGAUGUACAGUAUGUGUGAUAAUUAUAUAACCUGGUUCCUGAUAUGCUAAAAAAUGCGAAAUCCACAAUAAAUUCUACCUAAGGGUUUUUGGCGUUCUUUUUGCAGCUGUUGGAGGUUGCCUUUCUGGCAAAGCUAAAGCAGUUUACCUGUGCCUCAUAUCUGGUUCUUACAGGCACUGAUAGAUACCUUGCUGUGCCUCCUCUGAGAACAAUAAAUAAAACAAGUUCAUUUACUAAAUG
Molecule: messenger RNA, 13111 nt
Organism: Podarcis lilfordi (Lilford's wall lizard)
Lineage: Eukaryota; Metazoa; Chordata; Lepidosauria; Squamata; Lacertidae
Source: the annotation of a GenBank genome assembly